AGUCAUUCAACAAUAUCUUGAUAUGAUUGGUAAACCCUUCCUGCCUGCUUAUUGGGCGCUUGGCUUCCAAUUUGGCUAUUUGUUGCACGGAGAAGUCGAUACGUUGGAAGAAUUCGUUGAUGAUAUUAUCAACAAUGGAAUACCUUUAGAUGUAGUGGUGUAUGAUCACGACUUCCUGGAUAAGUUUAAAGAAUUCAUCAUUAAAGACACCAGGACUUCAGAAUACGUGAAUAAGUUGCACAGCAUAGGAAUACGAAGUGCAUUUGUCUCCAAUCCCGGCAUUGCCGUAGACUACGAACCCUUUGAAAGAGCGCUUGAAAAGAAAGCUCGUUUCAUAGAAUGGGAGACGAAGGAGCAAGUCAUGACAUCCAUUCAAAGCAAAUACCCACUAGCGCAGAAUACAAAAUAUAUGCUUGGACUACAAAGGCCGAAAGUACAUACUGCUUACCCUGAUUUUCUGGACCCAAGCAAUAAUACAUCUGAAUGGUGGAUUGAUGAGUUCAAAAGGUUUCACGAACAGGUGUUCCUUUGAUGGUAUUUGGAUUGACCUAGAUGAGCCAGUCAGCUUCGCAACCCACGGAGAAGUACUUGUCAUCUUCGGCUCGCAUAAUUAUGACGAACUAAAGCCCAUCGAGUGUGCGAAAUCGACCACGGAUAACGGCUGGGAAUGGGAUGUACCACCGUACCCUACGGGAGGUGCAGGGUCGAAAACUUACCUGGCAUCGGGAACUUUAUGCAUGCUAGCAAAAUUAGGUGGAGGCGCCCAACGUCUAUACGAUGCAAAAAAUUUGUAUGCGUUAAGCGAAGCUAAAGUAACUUUGCAAGCAUUAUACGAAGCAACAAAGAAACGUGGAUAUCUAGUAUCAAGGUUUACAUUUGUUUCGAGUGGACGUUAUGCUGGUCACCUGCUAUUCAAUACUAAUUCGACGUGGGAAGAUCUUCGUAGAACCGUCGUCGAAGUUCAAAGAUUUAACAUGUUUGGCAUACCAUACGUAGGAUCGGAUAUUUGCGGAUACGAAGAAGACACAACUGAAGAGCUUUGCCUGAGGUGGCAGCAAUUAGGAGCGUUCCAUUCAUUCAUGAGAAAUUUUAAUGGUUAUCAAAGUUCACUCUAUCAAUACCCUAGUCAGUGGUCCACUGUACGCGAUGCAACUAUAAAUGCAAAUCGCUUCCGUUAUCGUUACAUGCCUUAUCUUUACAGCCUGCAUUUCAAAGUAUCAUUGUAUGGAGGAACCGUUAUCCGGCCUUUGUUCUUUGAAUACCCGAAAGAUCCGAACACCUACAGGGCAGAUUACCAAUUUCUAUGGGGAAGAUCAAUGCUUGUUGCCCCAGUUGUUUAUGAGGGAGAGAAAAGUGUCGAUGCAUACGUGCCCGAGGACGACUGGUACUCCUUGUACGACUACAACUAUGGCCAGAGGAUCAACAGUGGACAUCAAAACUUGCUUGCUCCUUGGACGUUCCAUACCCCAGUUCUAAUAAGAGGAGGUUCAAUAAUACCACGUCAGCACCCUGAGAAGACAACAGAUAACACACGGAAAAAUCCAUUUGAACUUUUGAUCGUUCCUGGAGAAAGGAAUGGUUCGGCAAAUGGUUUUCUGUACUGGGACGACGGUGAAAGCAUCAUUGACUCAUUCGACAAUCAUCCAUAUUAUUCAUGGAUAUUCUUAUUCUCGGUGAAUGAAAAGGAAGCGACACUUAUUAUUGAAAAGCAACGCAAAGCUGAAUCUUUGGCAGUUCCCAAG
Molecule: messenger RNA, 1742 nt
Organism: Cylicocyclus nassatus
Lineage: Eukaryota; Metazoa; Nematoda; Chromadorea; Rhabditida; Strongylidae
Source: the annotation of a GenBank genome assembly